AUGUCGAACUCAAAGAAACAAAAAUAUGAGCGUUACAUCGACAAGUCUUCUAUCCCAGGUCAUGAAGAAAAAUCAUCAUCGGGAAAGACAAAAUUCAACGUAAAUCAAGCAAAAAUUGAUGACGUUAAAACGGCAUUGGAAAAUGAUACCAAUGCCCCAUCAUGGUUGAAAGGAGGUGCCUACACCGAAGAGGACAAUCCACAUGGUCUUGCUGAUCGUUCCGAUUUUAUUAUUCUAUUUCCACAAUAUAGAGAACAAUAUUUGAAGGAGAAUAUUUCUCAAAUUGAAUCCACAUUGGCUGCUUCACCCUACUAUUUAAAAGUAUCAUUAAAUUGCAAAGAAGGUAAAAUGGUAGUGGAAACAACGGAGAAGACUUUUGAUCCUUUUAUAAUAUUUAAGGGAAGAGAUUUUUUACAGUUAGUAGCAAGAGGUGUUCCUUUCCAACAAGCUAAGAAAGUUUUGGAAGAUAAUGUAUUCUCGGAAGUGAUAAAGAUUGGAAAUUUGUGUAGAAACAAAGAAGUUUUUACGAAAAGAAGACAACGAUUAUUCGGACCUGAUGGAUCUACUUUGAAGGCUCUUGAAAUUCUUACAGGAUGUUUCAUUUUCAUACAAGGAAAAACAGUGAGUGUGAUUGGAGAAGUGAAUGGCAUUAAAACUGUCUCUGAGGUCAUUACUGACUGCAUGAAUAAUAUUCAUCCCAUUUAUCAUAUUAAACAAUUGAUGGUAAAGCGAGAAUUGAAAAAUAACCCUGAAUAUGCAAAUGUACCUUGGGACAAGUAUUUACCUAAAUUCAAGAAGAGUGUCAACAAGAGUAUUGUGAAGAAGAAGAAUAAGAAAUUGAAGCCAAAGAAGGAAUACACACCAUUCCCACCUGCUCCUGAAAAGAGUAAGAAAGAUAUUGCAAUUGAGACAGGUGAAUAUUUCUUGUCUGAACAAGAGAAGCAACGAAAGAAAGAGGUUGAAAGAAUUGAAAAACAACAUGAAAAGAAAAUUGAAAAGAAGAAAGAGAACGAAAAGCUCUAUCAACCACCAAAAGAGGAAGAAAUCCAAAGAAGAGAAAAGUUGAUAGUGUUAUCGAGUCGGAUGACAGCUUGA
Molecule: messenger RNA, 1095 nt
Organism: Naegleria fowleri
Lineage: Eukaryota; Heterolobosea; Eutetramitea; Acrasida; Naegleriidae
Exons: 1
Coding region: 1-1095 (364 amino acids)
Cellular component (GO): small-subunit processome; nucleolus
Molecular function (GO): RNA binding
Source: RefSeq, a predicted model, not a curated record